AUGACUGUCCUAAAAAACAGUCUUCAAAAUUACGUACCUUAUUUAUUCGAUACUUUACAAUUACUUCAUCUGAAGAAUGUGAAUGACGCUAGGGAAUUAGCUACAAGAAUUGGACCUGUUUCCCUACAUAUCACUGGUUUUAUGAAAUGGUGUUUUUGUAUGUUGAGCAUCAAUAGAAUAACAGAUUUGCUGUCAUUGUUAAAAAAAUGCUACUCCUAUUCUUACGAAAUUUGUACAAAUCAAAAAGAAAAGGAGGAUUUUCACGAGGAAAUGGAAUUAGUGAGUAGGAGGACUAAUUUUUUUAUUAUUUUGUGGCCCGCUUUGGGAAUGACUGGAGCUUUACAUUAUUGUUGCAAUCCUCUAUCAUUUCGUUUAUAUAAAAUUUACGUACAACAUGAAGAUAGUAGAAAUGUGUCAAAAGUCCUUCCAAUGAAGGGAUGGUUUCCAUGGGACGAUAAUAAUUACUUUGGAUGCUCUUAUAUUUUACAAAUUUUCGGCGUGCUGGGCUGUUGUCUGGGAAGUGUUUCCUAUGAUCAGUUGUAUGUGACGACGUUGAUAAUAAUUUCUGGUCUUAUAAGACAUCUUCUCAAAUCUCUAGAAGGAAAAAAUGUCGAACUGCAAACAUAUAGACAAGAUUUAUCGAAUUACAAUUGUUUUGAGAAUCGACUGCGAAAAUGCGCUAUACAGUAUGCGGAACUUUUACAUUAUUUACAAGAUUUGGAAAAUGUUGGAAGUCCUUGUAUGUUUGUACAAUGUGUGCAAAAUAUUGUUAUCUUGUGUCUGUCAUCAUUCGAGGCAGCAACACUUAAUUAUACAAUGGAUGCAGAGUGUAUUUUGAAAAUUUUAACAAUGGCAGAAUUUGUCACUGCAAUUACGAUACAGUUGUUCUUUUUUUGCUUUGUUGCAACGCAUAUCAAAUCACUGGGUUUGAAAAUAGCAGAUGCAGUAUAUGCUUGUGAAUGGGUUUCUUCCUUUGGUCCAGUAAAUUUAAAAAAAGAAAAAUAUCUCAAAAAUAAUAGGGUGAAGUGCUCAGUGCUAAUGAUUACAAUUCGUUCACAACGACCAAUUCUUCUCACUGGUGGUCCAUUUUAUAUUCUCUGCCUGGAGACUUUUAAGGCUAUAAUCGGUCUCGCUAUAUCCAAUGCCGUUAUAUUAAGUCAAGUCUACAAGGGUUAA
Messenger RNA from Leptopilina heterotoma, 1176 nucleotides. Its product is annotated as odorant receptor 2a-like. Gene Ontology annotation, biological process: detection of chemical stimulus involved in sensory perception of smell; sensory perception of smell. Gene Ontology annotation, cellular component: plasma membrane. The record is from RefSeq and is a predicted model, not a curated record. NCBI's taxonomy places the organism in Eukaryota, Metazoa, Arthropoda, Insecta, Hymenoptera, Figitidae. Gene Ontology annotation, molecular function: odorant binding; olfactory receptor activity. The transcript has 8 exons. Bases 1 to 1176 code for a protein of 391 amino acids.